AUGCUGUGGAUGAAGUGGAAGAUGAUGGUGGACUCCCUGCGUGGACGGAGAAGGAGGCUGCCCUGUUCCCUUUGGUUCGUCCUGUUGUUCGCUGCUGGAGGUCUGGUUCUCUUCAUCCACCAGCAGGACCUGUCAGAGAUGGUCCAGCAACAAGGCCCAGGCGUGAAGCUUGGAAGCACUCCACGGCAGUCCAGAGAGACUCUUUCUACUCAAGACCGUGAGAGAGGCAAGUCUGACAACUAUCAGGAGCUCCAAGCAGCAGAAGGUCUCCUGUCCAGCCCAAUCCCUCCAAUGCAGUUCCCUCACUUCGAGAAGAGCAGACAGACAGCCACCCCUGGGUCUCGGGAGCAGGACAUUGGCUCUCUUCAUGUCUCCAAAAGACAACGCAAACUACUAAAAACAAGUCCCCCGAUCCACAACACCAAAAAUAAUGUUUCCUCAUCCUCCUUGACCUCAGUUUCCUCUUCAUCCUCAGUUUCCUCCUCAUCCUCGGUUUCCUCCUCAUCCUCGGUUUCCUCCUCAUCCUCAGUUUCCUCCUCAUCCUCAGUUUCCUCCUCAUCCUCAGUUUCCUCCUCAUCCUCAAUUUUCUCCUCCUGUGCCUCAGGCUCUUUUUCCCCUGAGAGCUGGAAAAAGCUCUCCAGUGUCCUAGAAGCUCGCCAGCAACUGAUGAAGGAGAUCUGUGCCAAGUACAAAAGCAGCAUUUCGAAGACCAUCACACGCCAUCAUGUGAAACAUCUCUUUGUGGAGGACAGGUACAAGCUGUUGUACUGCCAGGUGCCCAAGGCAGGCUGCUCCAACUGGAAGAGAACGCUGAUGGUACUGGCUGGCCAGGCCUCCAAUACUCAGAGCAUUAAACAUGAUACUGUCCACUAUGGAGACCAUCUAAAGAAGCUGGAUAGUUUUGAUCGACAGGGAAUCAUGCACCGUCUGGAAACCUACACAAAAGUCAUGUUUGUCCGUGAGCCCUUGGAGAGAAUGGUGUCAGCCUACAGGGAUAAGUUUGAGAAUCCUAACAACUACUACCACUCCCUGUUUGGGAAACCCAUCAUCUCCAAAUACAGGGUGAACCCGUCUUGGGCAGCUCUGAAGACAGGCAAUGGAGUCACAUUCAAGGAAUUUGUCCAGUACCUGCUAGAUGUCCACCGGCCUGUCGGGAUGGACAUCCACUGGGAGCAGGCAAACCAGCUGUGCAACCCCUGCCUCAUAGACUAUGACUUCAUCGGCAAGUUUGAGAACAUGGAGGAAGAGUCCAACUUUCUCCUGCGAUUGGCUGGAGCUCCACCCAACCUCACACUGCCCAGUUUUAAAGAUAGGAACCCAAGUGACAAGAGGACCUCAAUGCAGAUAACAGAAAAAUACUUUUCACAGGUCAGCACGUUGGAGAGACAGCGAGUAUAUGACUUCUACUACAUGGACUAUCUGAUGUUUAACUACUCCAAGCCUUUUAAAGAUUUAUAUUAACUGACUCUUGUCAUGAUUCUUGAAUCACAGUCACAUUCCACUUCGUCUACAUCUCUACCAUGAUAGUAAUCUUAACAAAAAGAGGCUCACUCACUUGCUUACAUGGCUCUUUGCAUUUAGACAGAGGAAUCAGAGGGGCCACACUUCCUCUGAAUUUCACAAAAGCUGCUUUUUAUUACCUUUUCACCAGCUUAUCUUCAUUUUUAGACAACUGUGGGAUAAAACAAUUCAUGUGCUGUUGAAUUAAAUACUCUAAAUUGUCCUGAAAUGCAAGGUACUUAUUCACUACUAGCAAAUGGUGAGGUAGAUUUCAAAGUCAUAACGGUUAAGCUUCUAAAAACGUUUAUUGUUGUUCAACAGGCUUUAAAUUAUGCCUUACUGUGAGUCAAAUAGCAUUUGCAAAUGCAGUUUAUGGUUUGAUUGAACUUAGACACCACAUUUUAAUAAGGUUUCAUUCACAUUCCCAAAUUUGAAAGGGAUCUCUGUAUGCAGUACAGAAUAUUAUCUGCGCCUCUUUGGAAUAGCAUGAUAUGUAUACAUAUAACAGCUUUAAUCCUUGGUUGAUCUCAUUUUGUUCAAAUUAGCUCUAUUGUCUUAAUUUUAAAUAUCCGCAUUUACUAUUUGACUCCCAGUAGGUCAGGCAUCAGUAUACCUCUAUGUAUCAGUGCAUACUAAUACAGAUAUUUCAUGUGAAUGGCUUUACUAAUAUAAACCAUAACAAAAUGAAACACUAUAUAACUAGUAUAAUGUGUCAAGUGCUGCCCACUCAGAAGCUGUGUGCACUUAUUGUAGCAUUUUUAUACUUCUAACUUUGUGGGUUAGGUUUGUGCUUUAGUCUAACAUAAACAUGUGCAGUAGGUCCUUCAUCACUAGAGUUAUUUACUUGGGCUGUUCAGCGCAGGGUGUACAGGUACUAGCAGGGUACAAAAUGUUGCUGCCAAUAAAUCUUAUGUCUGUUACUGUUACAGACUUUCAGAUCACUCAGCUGCUCUUGAUAGCACUGGAAAGCAAAUAAGCAAAAGUCGACAGGUUCAAAAUACACAAAACAGAUGUUUAGGUUUCAAAAAUGUAUGAUUUGGACUUACCAGCAGGAAGAGAAAAAGAGCAUGCCCAAACCUGUCCAUCUGCCACAUUAAAGACCUCCCUGAACAGCUUUCACUUACAGAUCUCACACUGUCAGUAACUCUCCCCUUUGUACAAGUAUCACAUCUAUUCUAUACCACCAUAUAGGCUUUUUUCUGACUCUACUGUGUAAAAUUGUACAAUGGGCAUUCAGAUGACUAUAUAUUUUUGUAUGUAUUUCUAAAAUAUAUAUAUUCAGUGCUUCUUGGUGAAGGUAUGUUUAUUUCCUUUUUGAUGUCACUUACCGUUCUUUCAGUAAUACCAGUGUAGAGUGUUGUGUAACUGAAGAGUUUCUUUCCAAAAGCAAAAUAUCCACCAGCUGAAAACCACAAGAAAACUCAAGAAACUAAAUGACAGCAAAAAUUUGAUGUACCACUCAUUGAUGAAUUGUUUCCACUUGGUGCUUUGGAGGUAGCGAAAGAGUUCAACCGAUGAAAAUGGAUAUAUAUAAUUUUGGAAAUUAGCUCUUUGAUUACUUAUCCCUGAUCUUUUUGGACUCUUAAUAGGAUAAUAGACCCUGUAUAGAAGAGCUGCAUUUCACCUAGUUACCUAUCCUGGCUAAGGACAUUUUUACCCAUAGCAACAAGCUGUGUGUAUGUGUGUGUGUGUGUGGCACUGAAUAAGCUCUUUAGAUGUUUUAAAAUCUUUUUUCCUGAAUCUUUUUAAAGCAUAGAGUAUAUACACACACUGCUAAAAAAAUAAAUAAAUAAAUAAUAAAAACACUGCAGCCACAAUAUCCCAGACUGCUAUACUCCCAAACGUAACAUUCAACUGGCAAGUCAUGAAGCAAUUUUUGCAUAAGUAUGUCUUGAUGCAGGUCAGACCACUUAACAACGUGCACUAAUAGAACCUGCACAGAUAUUGGCGGUUGUUAGGGCCUAAGCAUUCAGAAAUUGUUAAAUUAGGGACCAAUACAAUGAGAAUCAGCAUGUCUAUGAUACCUCAUAAUAUGAGGUAAAAAGAAAUUGAGCCUCUGAUCAGACUAAUGGUAUAAUGUAAAUCUUCAGUUGGCUGAAUUGAGACUCCAGAUAAGGUCUUUCAAUACAAAAAUUAAGUAAACAGUUCAGCCACUGCAUUAAAACUGCCUGCCUUACAUUAUGCAGGCUCACCGUAGCUCUGACCCAUUGGACCAUGGACACAGGACCUCUGGGGGUGUCCUGUUGUGUCAAGCACCAUUGGAUCCUUUCAUUCCUCUGGGUUGCAGGGUGGGGCCUCCAUGUUUCGGACAGUGCAUCCUGGUCAGUCUGGGCACUCUGAAGGCUUUGGGCUCUUGGUUAUGUUCCUUGAGCAGUUUUGAUGUUGUGGCAAGGUGCACUGUCCGUUUUCAUUGGUGGCUGGUACAUGUCAAAGUACAUCCACAUGAACACCAGAAGCCACCGUUUCCUAGCAGGACUUCACAUCGUAAUAAUAGUAUCAGUUAUGGUGGUUGGUGCUUUAAUGUUGUGGCUGAUGGGUGUAAAACACCUUUUCUUGCAGUUUACUGUAGUGACAAAAACAUACUAGGGCAAUAAAGAAGUGGUUAAAUAUGAUGACAAAAAAAAACACCUUCAAUAAACAAAACACAAAGUAGAAGAAAAAAACUCAAAGUCGGUCUUUGUUGAUGGGAGUAAAGAUUCAUUUGAUCUAUUGUGGUGCUGGAAACAACCUAUGGCCUCCUAUAAACUAGUAGUCAUGAUUCACCUAUAUGUUUUGCAGCUCACUGGAAAAGUGUUUUAUGUUAACAAAAUGAUUUUCUAAAGAGAUGUAUUUGCCUAUGGGAAAAGGGAAAUCCAUAUUAUUUAAAUCUAUACACGCUAUAACAAUUUUGAUGGUAUUAUCCUUUCGCAGUGAUGGUAUUUGUAUGAACGUUUGUCAGUAUAGUGUUGGCUUCUGCAAUUCCAAAAUCUAACCUUUGUUUAGGUUGUGGUCAGAUUCUAUGUAGGUGUAGCCAAUCUCUGCCCAAAUCAGCUACUGCAUUAUGAUGAGUAUAUACUCUUGCAAAUACUGUCAGUCCCUGCCCCACCAGCUACUAAAGUUUUUUGGUAUAUGGGUGUAAGGACAGAUUUAUCAAAAGCAUAAUUACAGUAACAAGUGAAUGUAUAACAGUUUACCGUUGGUGCAAAAGUGUAUAAAAGAUGAUCUUAAGCCCUUUGCCUUAUUUUACACUGCCAAUCAAAUGGUGUAUUUCAGGAAGACAUUUUUCAGGUGGUUAUUUCUGGCUGAUGAGUGUCUACUAAUAAAUUGUCUUUUAGCAUUUUCA
Messenger RNA from Amphiprion ocellaris (clown anemonefish), 4822 nucleotides. Its product is annotated as carbohydrate sulfotransferase 8. Gene Ontology annotation, molecular function: sulfotransferase activity. Gene Ontology annotation, biological process: proteoglycan biosynthetic process; carbohydrate biosynthetic process. NCBI's taxonomy places the organism in Eukaryota, Metazoa, Chordata, Actinopteri, Pomacentridae. The transcript has 3 exons. The record is from RefSeq and is a predicted model, not a curated record. Bases 1 to 1461 code for a protein of 486 amino acids. Gene Ontology annotation, cellular component: membrane.